CCGGAUGUGAGUGAUUACGUAAUCAAGAAAUUUCCUAAGUGCUGGUGAACUGCUUGCUAUAUACGUCUCUGUCCACCAUCAGAUUCCAGUCCCAUGAGCUAGACUGGGACAAUGACCAUCAGCAGCAGCAUGUCAGAGGAUCCAGCAUUGACGCCGAGACCAGAGACCUCUUUGAAUGACCGUCCAUCCAUGUCUCGAGGCGAGGCGCCGAUCAAAAAAGAGUAUCUGAUAGACAAGGUGCCAACAGUGGAAUCUACGUCGUCUCAUGCUCUCAACACUGAAGCACCGUACUCUACUGCCGACGAUGACGCUGAAGGCUCAACGACGAUCGAUGCUCGGGGAUCCAAACGACGAAAGACGGCGGGCGGUCCUGGUUCGAAGAAAGAACGAGGUCAGAACAAGUCGAGACAUUUUCCCAUCAUGAGGGACAGCAAUGUCAAGAUGUGUAAAUCGUGGGAGACGACUGGGACCUGCGCUCGGGAAAAGGAGGGGAAUUGUCGAUUCACCCAUUCUUGGAAAGACUACUUUGAGACGAAACCCCGGGAUAUAUCGUUCAUGGCUUCAUCCGCAUUGUACGAUGAAGCUCCGUUCGUCCGUCCGAAGGAGGACGGCGUGAUAUCGUCAGGCAGGCAAGAGGUAGAAGAGGACGAAGUUGGAAAGUCAUUAGACUUUGGGACGGAAUGCCCAGUGUUCAAAGAUAUCGGAUGGUGUCCGUUCGGAUGGAGAUGUCGAUUCCUCGGGGCUCAUAUCAAAUAUCUUGAUCAAGUCGACGAGACAACUGCCGGUCCUUCACACAUCGGUCGAUGGGAGCUCCUGGGACACGACGAAGUGGGCAAGCACGGGAAAUGGUCAAGAGGAGAGACGAAUUGGCCUGCAUAUGGCACAGUGGCGGAUCUCAGAUCUUCAUCGUACCCCUUCAGAUUCUCUGAAAAAUAUCUGCAUUAUAUUGAGCCGCAAAAAGAGUUCAGAUUGGGACCUAAAGGGGACCGGCGUCCGAAGCAGGACAGUACCAGCGUCUCCGGACCGAAUGGAAUGACCGACGAGGAAGCAGCGAUGAACGCUACGAAUGGUGGAAGUGGCAUGACAAAUGAUCACGGGGUAGUGGACGGUCAGACGGAAAGCUUAGACGUUCCAUUGCGACCAGAGGAGAAGCGGAAGUUACCCUUCGAAGGUGGACUUUACCUUGCACCGUUGACCACUGUGGGCAAUCUACCAUUCAGAAGACUCUGCGUUGAUUACGGAGCCACCAUCACCCUCUCCGAGAUGGCUCUGGCUCAACCUCUUGUCUUGGGCCAAAUGGAUGAAUUUGCACUGCUCAGAAAACACCAGUCUGAGAAGACCUUUGGUGUACAGAUUGCAGGAGGUUACGCCAAUCGUAUGGUGCCUUGUGCAGAGAUGCUCGCUAGAGAGUUUUCAGAUGGUAUAGAUUUUGUCGAUGUCAAUUUGGGAUGUCCUAUCGACCUAAUCUUUAAUCAAGGCGCAGGUAGCGCUUUAAUGGAUGCUCCUGGACGUCUGGGCAAAUUCCUGAUAGGCAUGAACCGGGCGCUUGGAGACAUCCCUUUAACAGUCAAAUUCCGCACUGGAGUUGCUAUGAACAAGCCCAACGCGCACAAGCUGAUCCCUCGAUUCGCCAAAGAAUGGGGAGCCAGCGCCAUGACUCUUCACGGGCGAUCUAGACAACAGAGGUACUCCAAACUUGCAGACUGGGAAUACAUCCGUCAAUGCGUGACCACACUACGAGAAACUACCGACGAAGCUGGUUUACCCCGCAUCCCAAUGUUCGGGAACGGAGAUUGCUUCUCUGCCCAGUCAUACUACGAGGAAAUGGAAAAGAGCGGAGUGGACGGCGUGAUGAUCGCCAGGGGCGCACUGAUCAAGCCUUGGAUCUUCACAGAGGUCAAAGAGAGAAGAGAAUGGGAUAUCAGUGCGACGGAGAGGUUGGAUGGAAUCAGAAAGUUCGCCGAGUACGGCCUGAGUCACUGGGGAUCUGAUACCCAGGGAGUCUCCAAAACCCGUCGGUUCCUAUGCGAGGCGCUUUCUUUCCAACACCGGUAUAUCCCUAUUGGUUUGCUCGAACGUCUGCCUCCGAUGCUGAACGAAAGACCGCCUGCCUAUCGAGGUCGAAGUGAACUUGAGACGUUGCUCAGCAGUCCUUUCGUCGGCGACUGGAUCAAGAUUUCGGAAAUGUUCUUGGGUCCAGUGGAACAAGGUUGGAACUUUGUGCCGAAACACAAGUCGAAUGCGUAUGGCGGAGAGGAGGCUCAGGGAUGAGAACGCGAGUGGUAAGAAAUCCGUGUGCAGUGUGUGAGACCGGCGUGAUGGCGCAAUGGAGCACCGCACGGCCAGGUUCACAGAUGGAGCACAACAGGGAUCUCUCACUCGACAUGAUACGGAACUGGGUCGGAGAUAGCCGAAAUUUUGAGCAUCGGUCCGUUGUUCCGGACAAAGUCAUCGAGCCCACAAGUGUAGAGGCCAGUCAGCUUCAGGUAGGCAUGCAUGCAUACAAUGCCGUGGACAGAGCCAUAGAGGC
Molecule: messenger RNA, 2530 nt
Organism: Kockovaella imperatae
Lineage: Eukaryota; Fungi; Basidiomycota; Tremellomycetes; Tremellales; Cuniculitremaceae
Product: tRNA-dihydrouridine(47) synthase [NAD(P)(+)]
Exons: 10
Coding region: 112-2271 (719 amino acids)
Biological process (GO): tRNA processing
Molecular function (GO): flavin adenine dinucleotide binding; RNA binding; tRNA dihydrouridine synthase activity
Source: RefSeq, a predicted model, not a curated record